AUGGAACUGUACAAAGAGCUCAUAAAUGAUGGUUGGAUUCCUACGUGGACCGGAACCACAGAUCACGUUUGGCCUGAUCAGCAAUGGGCGGGUGAUACCACGAGGAUUCAUGUACGAAUGGCGAGGAAGGAUGAAAGGAUCUGGACUAUUGUAGAAUUCCAGGCACCCUUAUGCAACGAUCUUAAACCCCUGAUAAAGCAUACCGCCGUCGAGCCUGGUUCCAGCAUCUCUUUGCUUCCAUCUACAGGGGUCCGAGGAAUAGGAAAGGCGAGGUUAGGCGCGGUUCUCGGGAUAGCUCCAUUCUGCACACCAGGUUUGGGAAUAAGUAAGCCGCUGCCUCCGUUGGACGAUCCUCGAAUAGUCGGUCUCGAUAUAGAGCAAAGCACCCACGAACGACAGGGCCUGUUUCCCAUGUCUCAUGACCCCCUCAUCAGCAUCGCGAUUGUCACUUGGCGGGAGGAAUAUAUGUGCGGCUUUGUCCCCGGAAGGUGUGAUAUGGGGAGGUGUGCGCCAGACAGCCGGUACAAGAUUAUCAAGUUUGCAGAUUCCACAGAUUUGGCGGAUUGGGCUAUGGAUUGGCUUAUCAGGAACGUGCCCGACUUCAUCUGCAUUCAUAACGGUUUCAAGUACGACGUAUCCCGGUUGGCAGUUCAUUGCUCGCCUAGGUUUCAGCCCUAUUUCGUGGAACUCAACUUGGGAAAGACCGAUAAGGGAUUCGAUCUAGCAAUUCCAGGCUCCACCGUUAUAGAUACCAAUUGGUUCCUCAGCAAGCUACAUAAUGUUGAUUACCUCACGUUCAGCCUUGAUAGCCUUGCAGGUGCAAUAGGAGAGGAAGGAAAGAAGGAACACCCGACGAUGAACGUGAAAGCUGAUGACGACGACCUGGACAUGACAACCAUGAUAAUCUAUAAUAUUCACGACGCUUACCUACAUAGUAAAGUUGCUCUGAAUACCCGCUGCAUCGAGGAAAUUUGCACCAUGUGUUCCAUCUUUAAGUCCCUGAUAGCAGAUAUAACGAGGUUCAUUAGCGGCACAGUAGUUUGUUCGAUGGCGGCUUCCUUUGCCCUUUCUCUCGGCUUGGUAAUAGACUGGUCGAUCGAGGGAUGGGAGGAGGUAAAGUACAAGGGAGCCUAUGUGUUGUCCUCGGUGACAGGUUUUCACAGCAACGUGACAGUCCUAGACUUUGCAUCCAUUAUCCUAGCAUCAUGA
Molecule: messenger RNA, 1209 nt
Organism: Peronospora belbahrii
Lineage: Eukaryota; Oomycota; Peronosporomycetes; Peronosporales; Peronosporaceae
Source: the annotation of a GenBank genome assembly